Penicillium cinerascens is the source of this 1158-nucleotide messenger RNA. Its product is annotated as pepsin-like aspartic protease. Lineage: Eukaryota; Fungi; Ascomycota; Eurotiomycetes; Eurotiales; Aspergillaceae. Bases 1 to 1158 code for a protein of 385 amino acids. The transcript has 3 exons. Gene Ontology annotation, biological process: proteolysis. Gene Ontology annotation, molecular function: aspartic-type endopeptidase activity. The record is from RefSeq and is a predicted model, not a curated record.
AUGCCUUCACUCUCCCUCGCGAUCGUUCUAGCAGUUACGCUGCGCGUCCUGGAUUGGCGGGUGGAGGGGGCAAUCGUCCCUGUUCGCCUGACCAGAGGCCAAGGCAUAUCAUCCAGCCAGGUCACAACUCACGGAUCGUGUCGCUUCGUGACUUUGACGGCGGAGAGGGACGAUCGCGACUUCUGGUUCGCCCGCUUCUCCAUCGGAGCAUCACGGAACCUCUCCAUUUUGAUUGACACUGGGUCGACCGAUCUCCUGCUCAACCCAGACGUCUAUCGGCCAAGCAAGUCCGCCAUUGCGCUCUCGCGGCCAUUCUCCAUGCGAUACGGGACGGUCAACUCCGAUGGGUCCGGGGAAGAAACGGUAAGGCGCGACAUUUGCAGCAGGGAGGGCGUGUCUGAUCAUGGAAGAACUCAGGUGAAUGGGACGGUCUUCCAGGAUACCGUGUCCCUGGACAACACCGACUUCUCUGUUCCUUUGCAAUCGCUGGGGGUCACCACGAGCAUCUCGCCCGGGCCGAGGCCGCCGUUCCCGCAUGAUGGGCUGAUGGGCUUCUUCAUCCCUGGGAGUGCAUUCGGCGAGGAGGUACCCAACUGGUUCUCCAGCCUGUGUCGCCAACCGAGCAUCCUCGACGAGUGCCGCUUCGGACUGGCACUGGAACCCAGCACGGAGUCGGCCUUUCUCUACCUAGGCGGCGUUGAGCAAUCGCGCUAUGCCGGGGCGUUGAGCACAGCCGCCAUGCACGAGCGAUAUGUCUUCGGGGAUGUCGCGGUUGGGGGAAGGAUCAUUCAUCGCGAUGCGGCCAUCAUGGUCGAUAGUGGCACCACUGUCAGCUGGGGGCCCAUCGAGUCGGUCCAACAGCUCUUCGAUGCCGCCGGCAUUCGAUCUAUCCGGCGUCACAACAGCACAACGCUCACGACCACCCUCGACGGCGUGUAUCCGUGUGAUACACCACCACGGCUUGGCUUUGGAUUUCCCUCAGUGUCCAACGCCUUGGAGGCUCGUAGCAGUCGAUUGAGUGUCGUCAGUCACGCGAGCAAGGUGUUUGACAUGUUGCCCGCCGCUUUAGCCGAACACUCGGAUGAUCAAGGAAACUGUACCGCCUCGAUUCAUGGGAUUGACCAAGAGGGAGACUCUUGGAUAUUGGGACAAGGUUAG